This is a messenger RNA of Rotaria sp. Silwood1, 4065 nucleotides long. NCBI's taxonomy places the organism in Eukaryota, Metazoa, Rotifera, Eurotatoria, Philodinida, Philodinidae. The record is from the annotation of a GenBank genome assembly.
AUGCAUUACGGAAUAAGAAUAAUAUAUUUUAUUUUAUUUCAAUAUGUCAAUACAAUACGAAAUCCAUUACUUGUUCAUAUUGCAGCACAUCACUUGAACUUAGAACAACAUGGUCGUCCAAGUGCAACUGAACCCUACAUCUAUCGACAUCGUUUAAUAACACGAUCAACAACAACACCAUCGGCAUCAAUAAAUAAUUAUGAUUUUUAUUCAACAUCAGCAUUAACACCAUUUCUUAAUUAUUAUCAACCAUCACCAACAUUUAUUAAUGAAUAUUCCUCAUCAAAUCAAACAGAAAAUAUAUGUCCAAGACAAAAAAAUGUUCAUAGAAAUUGUCAACGUUCAUGUCAUGGAACAAAUCAAAAUACAAAUUGUCGUCAACAAAAAAUUUGUAUAUGUGAUCAUAAUUGUGGAUUUUCUUGUCUUUCAAGAACUAUUAUAUCUGAACGAUAUCUUUGUCCAAUAAUAAAUAAUCCACCACAUGGUCGAAUACUUUAUGAUGGUCAUUCAUUUUAUAGUCGUCUUGUUUAUGAAUGUAAUUCAGGUUAUACAGUUGUUGGACCAAAAGAACGUAUUUGUGUUAGUGAUGGUUUUUGGGAACCAGUUGUUGAUGUUUAUUGUAUACGUAAAGAUGAAGUUUGUACAAUGGAUAAUUUAAUAACAAACGGUGAUUAUACACCAAAACAACAAGUCUAUUAUCCAGAUCAACAAAUACGUAUUGAAUGUAAACCUGGUUAUGAACUUGAUCGAUUAUCUCCUUUACAAACAUGUUUAAAAAAUGGAACAUGGUCACCGUUAGAAACUGCAAGAUGUUUAAAAUCUCCAUGUGGUGAACCACCAUCAAUACCAAAUGCCUACCUUGUUAAUACUACAUCAACUUAUGCACAAUAUUCUUGUUUUGAACGAUAUAUAUUAAAAGAUUCAAUAUCAAAAAUUGAAUGUAAACAUGGUCGUUGGCAAAAUAUGCGACCACAAUGUAUUGAAGCUAUGUGUCGACAUCCACUAUUAGAAGGUUUUAAUGGUUAUGUUUUAAGUUCACGUUCAAUAUUUUCAUCUGGUGAAGGUACUGGUCUGACAUGUAAUACUAGUACUACUACACAUUUUGAUCUUAUUCCAAUGAUUGAUUAUGUCGUAUGUGAUAAUCAUGGUAUAUGGAAACCGAUAUUACCAAAAUGUUAUGCAAAAUGUCGUUUACCGAAUUUAGGAAAAAACCUAAUUGGUUAUUAUAUAGAUGAUAAUACUAAUGAAUGGUAUGGAAAAGAAUUACAAUCAGGUGCGUAUGUUCGACAUGGAUAUUCGAUUAAAUAUCUAUGUCAUUGCCAAUCAACAACAAUGCAAAAUUGUUCUUUAAUGAAACCAUCAAUUGUUCAAUGUAUUGAUGGUGAAUGGACAAAUGGUGGUCCUUAUUGUCGAGAAAGAAUUUCUGGAAAGUGUCAUAUUCCAUUUGAUAUUCCUUAUGUAUUAUUGAAUAAUAAUACUGAAUUAAAUAAAAUAAUAAACGAGGGAGAAUCAUUUGAUUAUGAAUGUAUUCAUGGUUAUGCACGCAUGACGAAUGUGACAUGCAUACAAGGAUAUCUAACACCACAACCAUUAUGUGAACCAAAAAAUUGUACAACUCAUCCUUAUUGGAUUAAGAAUGGAUAUGUUAAAUAUCAUAAUAGACGACAUGGUGGUCAUGCUGAAUAUUCAUGUCGUAAUGGUUAUAAAUUAAGUAAUCAUCGAAUAUUAAGAUGUUUAUUUGGUCGAUGGGAGUCACCAUAUGAUCGAGAUAAUCUUGUACAAUGUGUUGCAGAUAUUUGUUUACAUCCAGGUGUUAUUCGUAAUGGAAAAACUUAUGUUAUUAAUUAUGGUAGUUCACGUUAUAUACUUUCAGCUAAUGUUUCAUUGAGUCAUGGAGCUUCAUUACAAUUUGAAUGUGAUCCUGGUUUUAUGCUUGUUGGUAAUCGUGGUUCAACCUGUUUUUCAGGUAAAUGGCGACCUGAUCAAUUACCCAUAUGCAUUCAAGGUUAUUGGAUUCGUGAUCUUUCAUAUUGUCCACGUAAACGUGAAGCAACUCGACAAAGACAAUGUUUUAAAUCGUGUUUCGAUGAUAGUGAUUGUCGAAGUCGAUAUCGUUCAUGUGUAUGUGAUUAUGAUUGCGGAAUGUCAUGUGUUAAACGAGGUAUUAGUUGUCCAUUUUUAACACCUCCGGAACAUGGUCGUAUAACAUAUUCAAAUGGAAAUAAAUUUGGUUCACGUGCUACAUAUGAAUGUAAUACAGGCUAUGUACUUGAAGGUUCAAAAUAUCGUCAUUGUCAAGGUGAUAUGUGGUGGGGACCAUCAGAUACCGUACCAUAUUGUGCUAAAGAAGUUUUUUGUAAUCGACCACCGGAUAUAAUAAAUGCAGUCAAUGAUGUUCCGAGUACGAUUACAACAUUUCAUGCAGGUUAUUCAAUUAAAUAUACUUGUUUAACUGGUUAUGUUGGAAGUGGGACAACAACAUCCGAAUGUACAUUUUUGGGUCAAUGGACAUAUGCAACAUUAAAAUGUACACCCGUUGAUUGUGGUUCACCGGGCAUAUUACGUAAUGGAUUUUUAAGUGGUGAACGGUUUGAUUAUCCGAAUAUAAUUGCAUUUUUUUGUAAUGAUGGAUUUGAACUUAUUGGAAAAGAUACAACACGAGCUUGUCAAGAAAAUGGUUUAUGGUCUGGAACUAUGCCUAUUUGUCAAAAAAAAUCAUGCGAUGCACCUCCAAUAAUCAGUUAUGGUGAAAUAAUUCAACCAGAUCGAACAACAAAUGAAACUAUUCAAUAUAUUUGUCAAGAUGGAUAUCAAUUAAAAGGCCCAUCAAUAUUAAAAUGUGUUUCAUCUCAAUGGCAACCAACACCACCUACAUGUGAACCAAUAACAUGUGAUGAUCCUCAAACAUAUUUUAAUGGUUAUAUUGAAUCAUUAUCAAUUAAUAAUACAUCAAAAUAUUCUAUUAAUUCAAUAAUUACAUUCCAAUGUUCAUCAAAUUUAACAUUACGAGGUUCACGUAUAUCAAAAUGUCAAAUAAAUGGAAGUUGGUUACCAAAAAUUCCAAAAUGUGAAAGACCAAUAUCUUGUUCAAUUCCAACAUUACCACGAAAUGCACGUUAUAUACAUCUUCGUCCAUAUAUACAAAAAAUUCAUGAUGGAAAUCAUUUAGAAUAUCUAUGUGAAAAUUCUCAAUAUCGUCAAAAAAUUUUUUGUCGACAAGGAAAAAUUGUCCCUCAAAAACCAAUAUGUUACAAUGGUUGUGAUGUAAAUAAUGAUAAAAUUAUAUUUUCAAAAACAUUUUAUCGUCAUCGUGAAAUAAUUUCAUAUACAUGUACAAAUAAUAGUCUACCAUUGUUUAUUAAUGAAACAAUACGUUGUAUUGAUGGAACUCUUUCGAAACAACCUAUAUGUCAAUCAAUUAAAUGUAUAGUACCUCAUAUGCUUUUUGUACGUAAUAUUAUCAAUACAACAAUACCAUCGGGUACAUUAUUUGAACAAGGUUCAUCAUUUUUCUAUACAUGCUUGGAAGAUUAUCAACCAAUGAUUGAGUCAGGCAAAGUUGAAUGUUUAGAAGAUGGAAAAUUAUCUCAUCAACCACAUUGUAUACCAAGACAAUGUAAAGAACAUCCACCAAUAAUAACUAAUGGUCGAACUAUAUUUCAUUCAACAAGACAUGGUUCAAUAGCAAAAUAUCGUUGUUUUCCUGGUUAUAGAAUUGAAAAUAAUCAUUUAGCAAAAUUAACAUGUCAAUUUGGACAAUGGUUACCUAAACAACCACCAAAAUGUUUACCAAUCUUCUGUACUAAUCCUGGUCCACUCAUAAAUGGUCGAAUUUAUGUUAUUUUGAAAGAUCAACGCAUGUCAUCUCUGCCAAUUCGUAGUGAAUUUCGUUCUUAUAUACCAAAUGUCGGACAUGGUAGAACGCUUGAAUUUGAAUGCAAUCCAGGUCACAUUCUUCAUGGACCGUCAGGCUUAACAUGUAACCAUGGUCGAUGGAUGCCCUCAGAACGCCCUCGUUGUAUUUUUGAAAAUCAUAUACAACCAAAUAUAAUCUUUACAGGUUAA